Messenger RNA from Sorghum bicolor (sorghum), 1546 nucleotides. RefSeq lists its product as uncharacterized. Bases 146 to 1000 code for a protein of 284 amino acids. The transcript is spliced from 3 exons. Gene Ontology annotation, cellular component: BRISC complex; BRCA1-A complex. NCBI's taxonomy places the organism in Eukaryota, Viridiplantae, Streptophyta, Magnoliopsida, Poales, Poaceae. The record is from RefSeq and is a predicted model, not a curated record. Gene Ontology annotation, biological process: positive regulation of DNA repair.
CGAGUUUCCCUGAUUCACCGCACCCACCACGAUCGGAAGCCAUUUCCCAGACCGCCUGCCUGACCGAAACCGAACCCACCCUUCCCCCACCCAGCCGGCCAGCCAGCCCACGGAGGUCCCCAGCCCACCACCCGCUGCUGUCCAGAUGGCGACGGACGCCCCGCCGGCGCCGCGCUACUCGCUGCCGCCGGGCCGCCUCCCCGCGGAGGAUAUCCUCUUCUGCGUCGACGUCGACCUGGAGGCGCGCGCGGAGAUGAAGUCCGCGGCGGCGGCGUCCUCGGGCUCCACCUCCACCGCGUCGCCGCAGCCGACGCAGCCCGCGGGGGCCGUCGGGGGUGCCCCCGCGGCGGUGCCCCGGACCGCGGUCAGGCGGAUGGACGCGAUCAAGCAGGCCCUGCUGCUCUUCGUCCACAGCAAGCUCACCAUGUGCCCCGACCACCGCUUCGCCUUCGGAUCCCUCGGCGAGACGUUCUCUAUGGUGAAGAAGGGCUUCAGCAGUGACGCUGGUUCAGCAAUGGAGGCGAUCCAUUCCUUGUCUGCUUCAGAAUCAAGAUAUCCAAUGGCUGAUCUCACCCAGCUCUUCAUGACAGCUAACCAGGAAGGGAAAAGAGCAGAAUCGCAAGGCCGGAUUCUCAGGGUGGUACUCAUCUACUGCCGUUCCUCUACUAAGCCACAGCAUCAGUGGCCUGUGAGGCCAAAGAAUUUCACCCUUGACAUAAUCUAUCUCCAUGACAAGCCAAGUGCUGACAACUGCCCACAGAUGGUAUAUGAUGCCUUGGUUGAUGCUCUUGACCAUGUCAGCCAGUAUGAGGGGUACAUUCUUGAGACUGGUCAAGGGCUUGCUCGUGUUCUCUUUCGUCAGAUGUGCAUUCUUCUAUCCCAUCCUUUGCAACGUUGCAUCCAAGAUGACCUUGAUAUUCCCAAACAAGUCGCUAAGAAAACUCUGGGAACCGAAGCUGCACAGAAUGAAGAUGGCACGCCAGUCUCCAGCCAGCAGUAGGGUCUUCUAGCUGAAUGGUAUGCAAAUAUGAAAUUACUUGUAAGCGCUUGGCAUUACCGUUCUACUAGAUCAGAAUGCCUGUUGUGUGUGAUGGAGAUUCCAUCUCAGAAUUUGUGUACUAUGCUGUAAUUGUCCAAGGAGACAUCCUUUUGUUACUGUCCCUUGUUUGACUGGGUAUUCAGCACGUAGUUUCCACAUGAUUCAAAGAGCUCAAAUCUUUGGCACUUAAAUUUCAUCUGUCUGCAAACUUUUAGUCGCCGUGCAGGUCAUAUCAUGCUCAACUCGUGUUGUGCUAGGGGAACCUUUUUCUGCCAUGAAACAUUUAAGCCAAAGUUAUCUUAUACUGUAUCAUGGGGUCCCUGUGAUUUUCCUAGUUGUUUACAUUCAGAUUCAGGUCAGGUUGCCAAAUUAAAGUACCCUCAUCCCUGACCUUUUAGAUUCAUGUUACAGAUACCCUUGCUUAUAUAUAUACACAAAAUAAAAGGAUCAUUACAACUCUACUUUCAGAACUGAACUGUACAGGGCAUUAUAGAAAGCGCGAAAAAA